Molecule: messenger RNA, 669 nt
Organism: Homalodisca vitripennis (glassy-winged sharpshooter)
Lineage: Eukaryota; Metazoa; Arthropoda; Insecta; Hemiptera; Cicadellidae
Exons: 2
Coding region: 21-539 (172 amino acids)
Source: RefSeq, a predicted model, not a curated record
AGGUUUUAUUGUGACAGAAAAUGGCUUUAGUAGGACUCCUUUGUCUCUGCCUUCUGGCAUCCUUGGUUGGCAGCUAUCCUUUGACGGAUAUGAGUUUGAAAUCUGAUGGACCAAUAUUCCCACCAGUCAGUAGUGGGAUACCAACUGCAGAAGAUGUCAGUAUUGGGAUACCAACUGCAAAAGAUGUCAGUAUUGGGAUACCAACUGCUGAAGAUGUCAGUAUUGGGAUACCAACUGCAGAAGAUGUCAGUAUUGGGAUACCAACUGCUGAAGAUGUCAGUAUUGGGAUACCAACUGCAGAAGAUGUCAGUAUUGGGAUACCAACUGCUGAAGAUAUGAAGGAACAUAAGGCAGACACAAGGAUUGUCGCAAUUGCUCCUCGAUCGCUUUUUGGACUUGGAAUUGGUGGAAAUCUAUUAGGCAUCAAUGCAGGUGCAGGCAUCAGUCAUGGCCGCGGAGGCUGGGGAGAGGUGGGCAUGCAUUCAGGACAUCCUGCAUAUGUUCCCUAUUACGAGGCACCAAAUCAGUACUACUACUAGUUCCGCCGUCAUUACGAUAGUCAACAUAUUUCUUUUUAUAAUUAUUCUUACAAAUGAAUGGAGUUGAGUAAAGUACUGUUAUUCACAGAUCAUAUUAAAUAAAAAUAAAUAAAAAAUGCACUAAUAAACA